AUGCUCGGCACGACACAACCACCAGCAUUUGUUCCACCAACAUCCAUGUGGAAUCCAUUACUGGAUGAAUAUCUGAUUGAUGAGAUCCUCUCGUUGGAAGACGAGCAGCGCACUCGGGGCAGCAAACCACACCAAACACCGCUGACCGCCCCGUACUCUUGUGCAGACAAUUUGACGAAUCUCUCCUCGCAAGGAAGACCGAUUCCCGGAAACAACUCUUCAGGUGGUUCAGGCCACUCAGGCUCACCCGUCGGAAUGGGAAUCCCGGGCGCGAUGCAAUUCCGCCACGUCGUCUCCUCGUCAGCUCCCUCCUCAUCGGAUAUGGAUCAAUUGGUACGUGGCUCGUCGCAAGGACCCGUUCCCAGUGCCGAUGAUCCGGAACACUACGGCGAUCGCAGAAAGAAGGACAUUCACAAUAUGAUUGAACGCCGUCGUCGCUAUAAUAUCAACGACCGAAUCAAAGAAUUAGGAGUUAUGCUGCCUAAAGGAGCUUCCGAAGCCGAAUUUAGAGAGAUGAAGUUAAACCAAGGGACGAUUCUCAAAGCAUCUUGUGACUACAUUCGACAAUUGCAAAAGGAUCGAGAUAGCAUGAUUAAACAACAGCAACAACAAAACAAAUUGGAAAACGCUGCGAAACAAUACGCCGAUCGAGUCAGACAUCAUGUUGCACAAAGUUACAAAAGUGGAACAAAACCAAAGGCCAUCCGGAAACUCAACUCGGCAAACUCUAGUUGUGACGUAGUAGUUGAGUGUGGAGAGCAUUGCAAAUGUGAUCCCAUAACUUGUCGUCAACGAGUGCUGCAGGAAGGGAGACAGAUACCGUUGGUGCUAUUUUGGGAAGGAAGGAAAGGCUGGGGUCUUCGCACAAUUUUCAAAAUUCCAAAGAAUGUUUUUGUCGGUGAAUACGUCGGAGAGGUGAUCACUUUUGCGGAAGCCAAACGCCGAAACAAACACACAAAAUACCAAUUCAGUCUUGCGACGGCAAUCACAAAGCUCGACAACAAAUUCCUGGUGAUCGACGCCACAAGCCUCGGAAAUGAAACCAGGUUCAUAAAUCAUUCGUGCAAUCCAAAUUUGGUAGCGAAACUUGUGAUCACGAAUAAAUAUUCCGAACACGAUUUUCGGAUCGGUUUCUACUCCAUGCGUGAUAUUGAGCCGGGCGAGGAACUUACCCUUAACUACUAUCCUACAAACGUUAAGCCAAAGAACUCAAAGAAAGGAAGGACCAAAUGUUGG
This is a messenger RNA of Mesorhabditis belari, 1236 nucleotides long. NCBI's taxonomy places the organism in Eukaryota, Metazoa, Nematoda, Chromadorea, Rhabditida, Rhabditidae. The record is from the annotation of a GenBank genome assembly.